AUGAUGGCACUGUUGUGGAUCCUGCUUGCCCUGAGUGCCUGUGACUCCUUCGCAGAUCUGUGCAGCGGCAAUGGCGUGCCUUCUCAAGGCGACCAUUGCUUUUCAGGCAGCUUGGCCAGGGUGCAGUUGAGGAUGGCCGGCCAGGCCAAGGGCACCCUCGACGUAGAGUUCGUGCAGGCCAAGAAUCAAGCCGAGUGCCAAGGAUUGACUUUCAAUGCGCAGGGCCUUGGGCUUGCCGGCAACGCGAGCCACUGUCCACUAUUGGACAAAUACGAGGCAAAGUACUGCUCGGACCAGGACAAGCUCAUGGUGAAUUUCACGGAAGCAAACCGGAGUGCUGGACUGGUGAACUUCACGAGCGCCGUCCUGGGCAUUGACAUGAAACGUGUCAACUGCAGCAUGCUGUUCCACAACGUGACUCAGGACGCACACGAUGCUGGCAAAGCGGAGCAAGCAAGCGGCAAAAGUCUGAGCCUCCGGGGCAAAAUGGCCAAGACCUCAGCGGGAAGGGUUUGCUGCGAUCACUUCUCCAUGUCGAGGCCCUCGCAGUCCUUCUCUGACGCAAUGAAGGCAAGGGACAGCUGUGAGCAGGCUUACGGACCUUGCUCCCAUCAGUACAUCCACUACCAUAUUGACAACACGCACAUGCUCCACUGCUUCGGCCGCCACUGCUGGGGUCGCUGA
Symbiodinium pilosum is the source of this 684-nucleotide messenger RNA. NCBI's taxonomy places the organism in Eukaryota, Dinophyceae, Suessiales, Symbiodiniaceae. The record is from the annotation of a GenBank genome assembly.